Messenger RNA from Contarinia nasturtii (swede midge), 1000 nucleotides. RefSeq lists its product as uncharacterized. The transcript is spliced from 4 exons. The record is from RefSeq and is a predicted model, not a curated record. Lineage: Eukaryota; Metazoa; Arthropoda; Insecta; Diptera; Cecidomyiidae. Bases 127 to 807 code for a protein of 226 amino acids.
GUUUAUGUGUUAGUAAGUGUGUGUUGAGAAGCAUUUAACAUAGAUGGAAGCUAUUAUUCACAUAUACAAAUGUUGAGAAGCAUGUUGAGAAGCAUUAUCAUAGAUCUGUCAUAAAUAACGGUAAAAAUGAGUUCCAAUUCUGUACCGCAAAUUGAUCUCAACGACAAUUUUAAAGACCUCCGAAUAAAGUUAGAAAUUGACCCUUCAGAAGAGAUAGAAGCUGAAUUUAUAAGCAUCGAUCAAUUACGGCCUGUGGAUAUAGAAAGAUCAAACAUAGCAAACCUAUACCAUGAUGUUCUGCAAGAAGCUGUCAUCCUCUUUGGUUAUGCUAUUAAAUUUUCUCAAAAGCACGAAAAACCGAUACUUGGCCUGAAUAUCAUUCUUCCAAAAAUCGGCUGUUUCAUAGCUGGCAAAAAUGCGAUUGACAAAGUAUUCAAUGCUUUCAUCAUUCCAACUUAUCGAACUGACUUGAACGUUGUUAUACCAGACAUCAUAUCCAAAUACAAAUUGAACGCCCAGAAGAACAAAGUAGCUAAGCGUCUUGAAUAUUUUGAAUCUCAGGUUAAACGCUCUCUUCUCAUCUCAUGCCCAGUCGAAUUGGAUAAUUUUUCUUCGUAUAUAGUUGUUCAAGUUCAUGCAGUGAGAGGUGUAGUGUCAACGGUAUCCAAUUUGAGCUUUGAUUGUAACAAAGAAACAACCAAAAGAAAUGUCCACACAUUUAUAGAUAAAGAUGAUGCAGUUGCAAAGGCUAUCAUGGAAAUGUUUCCUCAUUCUGUAGCCAGUUUUAGGCAAACUGGACAAAAUUAAUUUGAAUGAUUGUUAUUUUCUGAAUAUGUUUUCUUUACAAUUAAUACAAAAGCGAACUUGAAAGAAAAUUAUCUUACGGACGCGUGCUAAUGUAUAUUAAGUUAGCGCCGCUUACCUAUCAACCGACACAAACAACAGAAGAUGAAAAAAAAUGUACGUGGAAUACUUAAAUAAAUACGAGUAAUAAGAAAAA